Messenger RNA from Toxoplasma gondii ME49, 2982 nucleotides. RefSeq names its product SCP family extracellular subfamily protein. NCBI's taxonomy places the organism in Eukaryota, Apicomplexa, Conoidasida, Eucoccidiorida, Sarcocystidae. Bases 405 to 2537 code for a protein of 710 amino acids. The record is from RefSeq and is a predicted model, not a curated record. The transcript is spliced from 4 exons.
AGGAGUUAUUUGCGAGUCAUCAAAUACUCACUAGUUCUGUUGAUUUCAUCCUGGUUGCCACUAGUUUGUAGGGGUAACUGUGGCGAUGUGUGUUUUCCCAUAUAACUUCCUUGACAUUCCAUCGGCCGCUGACGAACAACUUAUCUCACAUAAACACAUAACACAUAGUCACAGUUUUAUUUACGUCCGUCAGAUAGCCGAUCAAUGCCGCUUCAUGGCUCUCAUAUAACUGAAUGCGACAGAGAAAUCCUUGUUUCUUUUCGGCAUUUGUAGUCUCAGGAGAAGUAACGUAUCGGCAGUAUCGUUGCAUUCUGCGUCAUUAUCCUUUGAUAACCUCACCAUUCCUAGAACAUAUGUGCAAGUGUUAAUUCCAUGAGCAUCUUUCAAAUUCCAAUUUGUCAACCAUGGCCGCAACGAAGAUUUCAUCUGAUAUGGUUCCGGUAAUGAGAUGCCUGAUUGUGGUAUCAAUAGCUGGCCUGUUUCCUAACCUGCUUAAAGUUGAUGCCACAGCAAUUGCGUCCGAGCUUGUGUUUGAUGGAGUGGAGUUGAUGUCUGCCGCUGCAGAUGCCGCUUUCCAUCGAGAAAAAAUACUGGAUAGACACAAUUACCUUCGUUCACGUGAAGCGGAGAACGGCUUUGGUUCUGGGGCCGUCUACAUGAACAGACUGGUGUAUGAUGUCGGACUGGAGGCGUACGCCCGAAAUUACGCAAGGCACAUGUGUAGCACAGGAAAAUGGGAACACUCCAAAAGAGCAGCGCCGUUACGAGUCGCUCGCGGAGAGAACUUGUACACAAACAGCGUCGAUUACUCAAGCACUCCUUCAAGAAACUUUGACUCCGCUCAGAUCGUCCAAAAAUGGUGGGACGAGCGGCAGUACUUCGACUGGCAUGCAGAAAACCCGUCGCAGUCAGCUCAGCGACAAGGCAAAAUGGUGGGGCAUUGGACACAAGUCGUGAGAGCAGAAGCAUCCACUGUCGGUUGCUGGAUCGUCACAGGGUGCCAGUGUACUGCCGGAAGGUCAUGUCAGAAGGCAAACGGCGGAAGAUGGGCAACGUAUGUGGCAUGUCAUUAUGACUAUGGCAAUCUGGGAAGCUACCCAUAUUGGCCUCUCAAUACAAAUAUUCAGUACCGCAUUCCGACUACAGUCACUCAAAAUCGUCGUCAACGGUGCGGCAGCUGUCCGAAAGGCUUCAACCAAUGUGGAACGACCAUAGGGGGGCAAGAGAAGAGAGACGCCUACUUGUGCGUCGGGUACUGGAAUAUUAACGAAUCAAUGCCACCAGCUGACUUGCUUCGCAAAUCCAUCAUCAUGCGACACAGCUCCAGUGGGAUUCCGUCUUGGUACUUCAUGGUCCGGAACUGCACUCGCGGGAACGGCUCCUGCCCAUCUAACGCGUCGUGCUGGGCAUACGGAAAAGGGAGGACGUUAGCUGCGGAGCCACCUGUCCUUGUAAAUCAAUGCCAGUGUCAUGGAUUCAGCACACAGUAUGGUAUCUACUUCGAGAGGGAUAUGUGCGGGCAGUACAGUGCCAUCCAACCCUACUACGAUGCAGAUGCAUUUUUGGGCUUCACGGAAAUCGGGGGAUUGAAUACUUCAUCCGCAACUCGCGCUGCUCACUCUCCGAGUUCGACAGGCGUAUCAGACCAAAUCUCGUGGAAAGGUCGUCUUAGUACAACCGCUGCAUUUCUCGACUCUGGCAGCUCCCUUGCAGAACUCGGGAUGCACGAUGGUAGCGUCGAGCUUGACCAGACUUCGCCACUGACAGAAACAGCCGAAGAGGCGGCAGAUCUCAUUAUUCAAUCAGACGAAGGGUCACUGAAGGCGUCCGUCAAACCGAGGAACACUGCUGUAGAUUCCAUUUCCAAACAAAAGUUGCAUUUCUUCUCGCCAACGGCCACAAAUAGCUUGGACGAAAAACUAACAUUCUUGUCCCUGCGAGCUGCUUCAGACGUAGUGCCUCCGCUGGAUGACGUGAUGUUCGAGUGGAAAAAUGUGCGGGACCCUCAGCUAAUAGCCAGGAGACCCGGGGUGGCAACAGACGCCAUUGGAAAUGCAGUACAAGUUGCUACCACACUUCGGGGCAUACGUCAACAUCGCUACGAAUCAGUUUCUACCCCUCUCAGUACCGUCUUUGCCCAACAGUCUUUAGGUGUUGAAAGCGGCCAUAAUGAACUAUCGAUCGAGGGUGAUACCCCAAAGGAGCCCGUUGAAACCCCCGGUCUGGAACAGGUAGAACGCAACGCAAGUACUACAACAGAUUCACUUCCUCAUGAAGAAACACAGGCUAGCGCAUCACCCACAUCACCUGAGGUAACUGCGGAGGAAGGGCCCCCCAUUGCUGAUAUAGUGGAUGAGGAAGAAAACGAAACCGCUUUACGGGGUGCUCCUGUAAACGUUAUGGCUGUCCAGAAGGAUGCCCGGGAGAAAAACAAAUAUCCGCUGCCAUAUGCAGACGAAGCGAGGAACGAAGGAACUCGAAAGCCCGAGCCUUCAGGUGGAGCAGAUGCACCUUCAGAAAGGAAACUGAACCGGUAGAUUUCUGUGAAAUUCAACUGCAACUGCAACCGUCUGGCUAGGCCCCGGACUGUCAACGAACUCAAGCUGUCAUGCCAUUGCAUAAACAGACAGUCUCGGUUCUGGCUGUGACAAGUCACAAAUUUUGCAUUCCUGAACCGUUUUGCCUGUUGUGGCAAAUAGUUUUAUCAACGCGCAGUGUGCACAAAUCCAUCUAUGGACCCGCGGGUAUGCGCAAAGCGCGUGGUUGUGUCAAGAGAUUUGUGGUACUACGGAAUUGUCAAUCAACUUUGUUGCAAAUUUGACGAAGCUUCUGCUUCACAGUCGAAGUGUGAUUACGGACGGUUCUUUCUCUGUCGAAGCGUAAGCUGCAAUUCUGCAGUGGCGCAAACUUUAGACAUCUUCUGGAGUUACUGGAGGGCGUUAGUCUUGCUGUAACUCACAUCAUAUUUUUCGCUUGACCAAA